CAGCAGCAGUCGACCGUCAGCUUUUGACGCGUAACGUUGUGCCUUGGUAUCAUCUUCGUAUUAACAGCACGAUAAAUAAAAAUAUUCAAGAAACAAACCGAUUACGAAAAAUGUGCAAUAAUUGACUUCAUUUUUCACAAAACUAUAUGGUGUAUACUAAUUUAGUGGAGAGAAAACAAUAGUGAUAUAUAUAUAUCAAUAUGAUAUAUAUAAUUGCUUUGUCGGUGAUAGCAGGUGCUUUAGGCCUUUAUUAUUUGUUCAAGGAUUUGAAUCACUUUAAAAAACAUGGCAUACCGCAUAAGACACCUAUUCCUUUACUGGGAAAUAUGGGACCAUCGAUCUUUCGUCGUCAAUCUGUAGCCGAACUUGUAAAGGACGUUUACAAUCUACAUCCCGAAGCUAAGUACGUUGGCAUAUUUGACAUGACCGUUCCACUUGUGAUGAUUCGCGAUCCCGAACUCAUUAAGACCAUCGCAUUAAAACACUUCGAGCAGUUCCCUGAGCAUCGCACUUUCGUAGAUGAAAAUCAAGAUCCAUUAUUUGGCAGAAAUCUUUUCUCUAUUCGCGGAGAGAAAUGGCGGCAAGUACGAUCUUUAUUGAGUCCAGCCUUUACAUCGAGCAAAAUGAAAAGCAUGUUUAAGCUAAUGUCGGAUUGCGGUGCCGACUUCGCUAAUUACUUGGCGCAAUUGCCACCAGAGCAGAGGGUAGUGCAAAUGAAAGACAUCUUUACGAGGUAUACUAACGAUGUGAUUGCUACUUGCGCUUUUGGCCUUAGUGUUAAUUCCAUGAAAAAUCCGGAGAAUCAAUUCUAUGUAUACGGUAGAGAAGCGACUACUUUCGACAGUAUUGCCUUAAUAAAGCUAUACAUAUUUAGAAGCUUGCCUUGGUUUGCACGAUUGGUCAACUUGAAAUUGAUUCGUCAAACCAUAGCAGAAUUCUUCCGAAAUCUCAUAGAAACCACCAUAAAAACUAGGGAUGAGAAUGGUAUCGUUCGUCCUGAUAUGUUGCAAUUGAUGAUGGAAAACAGAGGUAAGGAAGGCAAGGCAGAAUUGUCUAUCGAUGAUAUGGUAGCACAGGCUUUCAUCUUUUUCUUUGGUGGCUUCGAGAGUACUUCAACGUUAAUGUGCUUUGCCGCUCACGAAAUCGCAGUAAAUCAAGAUAUACAAGAAAAACUUCAAAAGGAGAUUGACCAAGUCUUGGAAGAAACAAAUGGACAAGCACCUUACGAUGCGGUUAAUAGCAUGGAAUAUUUAGAUGCUGUGAUCAACGAAGCUCUCAGGAUGUAUCCGGUUGCUGUAGCAAUGGACAGAUUAUGCGUAGAAGAUUUCGAGCUGCCGCCGGCAUUACCAGGAUUAAAACCAUAUUCUAUAAAAAAAGGACAAGGCAUUUGGGUACCGGUUUAUGGACUUCAACAGGAUCCUAAAUAUUUCCAAGAGCCGGAGAAGUUUGAUCCCGAGCGGUUUCGUGGUGAACGGAAAAAGGACAGUCUCAACUGCGGAGCCUAUCUACCUUUCGGUCUUGGUCCAAGAAUGUGCAUAGGUAAUAGAUUCGCAUUGCUGGAGACGAAGGUUCUACUUUUUCAUCUAUUGGCCCGUUGCGAUUUGAAAAUCUGCGAGAAGACGCCAAUACCACUCAAGAUCGCUAAGGACGGCUUCAAUAUGAAGGCUGAAGGUGGUUUCUGGCUGAAGGUGUUGCCACGAAAAGAUACACAUCACACUCUUGCAGCUAAUAUUGUUAAUGGAUCACACUAAAUAUAAAAUGGAAACAAUGAAACUAAAAGGAACACGAAACAGGACAUUUCUUUCUUAAUGAUUCGGCAAGAAGAUGUUGCGUGCUUAUAUGUUGCUGCAAGCUCAAGAAAUGACAAUAUUCUUGCAUUAAAAAUAUUUUUCACAUUAAGCACAGUCACAUUAUGUUGUAUAAGUUUCUUUCGAAAUGGUAAAAGAAGAGAGCGUGAAAGAAAUUAACGGAUUAAAUACUAUUUCUUAUCUCA
Molecule: messenger RNA, 1993 nt
Organism: Temnothorax curvispinosus
Lineage: Eukaryota; Metazoa; Arthropoda; Insecta; Hymenoptera; Formicidae
Product: cytochrome P450 9e2-like
Exons: 2
Coding region: 201-1751 (516 amino acids)
Molecular function (GO): heme binding; iron ion binding; monooxygenase activity
Source: RefSeq, a predicted model, not a curated record